Biomphalaria glabrata is the source of this 1868-nucleotide messenger RNA. RefSeq lists its product as uncharacterized. The coding region runs from base 569 to 1486 and encodes 305 amino acids. The record is from RefSeq and is a predicted model, not a curated record. The transcript has 2 exons. Gene Ontology annotation, biological process: DNA replication, removal of RNA primer. Gene Ontology annotation, molecular function: RNA-DNA hybrid ribonuclease activity; nucleic acid binding. NCBI's taxonomy places the organism in Eukaryota, Metazoa, Mollusca, Gastropoda, Planorbidae.
UCUAGAAUACUAGACCUUGAAGGGUUGAGUAAUAAUAAUACACCUAGCAGGAACAUCCUGGGGAGCUGAAAAGAAAACCUUAAGACACUUAUACACUGGAUAUGUCAGAUCUGUAAUGGAUAACUGUCUCUCUAUACAAGUAGCUGCCAACAAAACCUAUCAAUCAUCAUUAAAUACAAUCCAAAACCAAGCCUUGCGGUUAAAUAGUGGAGGUAUGAGAACUACUCCCACAGCAGCCUGUGAAAUAGACUCCAAUAUUGAACCUCUUAAGUUAAGGCGCAACAGAGCAGCAUUAGAAGCUAUUGAGAGAUACAGAAGGUUGGAGGACGAUCAUCCAAAUAAAUUACUAACACAGAGAAAUAGGAAAAACAACCAAAAAAAGCAAAGGACUCUGAUCCAACUUACUGACGAACUAGCCCUAAAACACCACCUACCCAAUAACAGAGAAAAAAUUACCAGGUUUUCAAACAUUACACCCUGACUAAACCACAAACAACCAACCAUCAAAACACAUUUACUAAAUAACACCUUAACAAAAGAAUCAAAUCCACUGGAGCUCAAAGUAGGCAUGCUUGAAACAAUAGAAAGCUAUAAAAAAACAGCUAUCCAUAUUUAUACAGAUGGAUCGGCUUUCAAAGCUACCAUCAAUGCUGGUCUUGGUGCCUUCCUGGUCUUCCCUAAAAAUAAACACUUUGAGAUAAGCGCACCCUGUGGUGAUUACUGCUCAAACUUCCAAGCCGAAAUUGAGGCAAUUACCAUAGCACUCCAGACAGUGGAAAACAAAUUAUAUGAAGGAGUGCAACCACCAUCAGAUAUUGUUGUCUUUACAGACUCCCAAUCUACUCUGCAAGCACUUAACAGCAGCACCUCAAACAGCCCAAGAGAGUUGACAACACUCAUUGUGAUAAUCCACCAGAUGAUAUCAAAAUUAAAUAUCAAUAUUACACUACAGUGGAUCCCUGGACACAUUGACAUCAUGGGAAAUGAAAAGGCAGAUAAGCUAUCAAAGGCAGGUUCAUCUAUGGAACAACCAGAUAGACCUGUUAGCUACCUCACCCUAAGGUCAAUGUUAGUCAACAAUCACAAAGAGGAGUGGCUCAACCAAUGGGCAUCAGGAAACACAGGCAGAGCCAUGUACAGAGAAAUGACUACGCCUAACAAACUGGACAGUAUUAACUUCCUCCCCCGCAAAGAACAAUCUACAAUCUUCCAACUAAGAACAGGACACACACCACUAUUAAAUUACCACCUGAACAAAAUAAACUCCACACAACUACCCCUUUGCAGACAUUGCGCCCACCCCUUUGAAACCGUAAACCAUAUCCUCUUUGAAUGCCCCUCCCUAAUCCACCUUCGGCAGACCCUACUUCCACUACAGCCCAACAUAACCAACACCCUGUACGGCAGUGCUGAACAACUGAAGAAAACAGCACACUUUUUUUCCUUGGCACAGUCUGCAAAAGAGCUCACAGCUCAGCAGCAAUAAAGCUGGCUAGAAGAAGAAGAAGAAGAAGGCUUGAGUAAAGAGUAGAUCUCUAUCACAAUCUAUAUGAAUGUUGUAUAUAUGUCUAGAUAUGCUAACUUAAAUAGCUAGAAUAUAGAUCUAGAAUCUAGUCUAGAUUAGUAGAUCUAGAUCUAAUCUAGGUCUAACAAUAAAAUUGAUUCGGAAUACCUUGAAUUCAUCCUUUGUGAUUGUGUAGGCACUUUCAGUAGAACAAGAUUAUAAGUGAAGAGAUCUGGAUAACACAAGGAGGGCAGCAAAUCAUUUUCUUUAUUAUGAUGGCUUGCUUUCAAAGUGUGGCGAUUUUAUUGUUUACCAUGGAGUUGUCUACUUUUCAAAUUUUACUGACCAAGUUUUGUACAGUGAC